AUGCUGAAGUCGCUGACGGCCGCCGUCGACCUCCGCGCCCUCCGGGCGCUCGCGCCCACCAAGCACUUCAGCUACCACCACCAGGCGCUGGUGACGCUGCUCGACUUCGACGACUCCGGCCAGUACCUCAUCUCCGCCGGCGUCGACCAGCUGAUCCAGCUCUACGACGUCCACAAGGGCGCCCACCACCGCGACGUGCAAUCGCAGAAGUACGGCGCCCACCUCGCCCGGUUCACUCACCAGGGGCUCAACUGUCUCUACGCGCUGACGGCGCAAAUCAGCGCUGGCGCUAGCGCCGACAAUGGCGCCGGCACCGAUACCCACCAGAUCCGCUUGCUCAACUUGGAAAACAAACAGUACGUGCGCUACUUCAAAGGCCACCACCACCAGGUGACGGCGCUCGAAGUCAAUCCCGUCCACGACCGGUUCAUCCUGGCGCUGGUCGACGGCCGGGUGAAGCUCUGGGACUUGCGCUCGUCGCACGACGUCGGCGCGGUGCUGGCGCCCGGCGCCCAGGCGCUUGGCUACGAUCCUCAGGGCCAGGUGAUGGCGGUGGCGCUGGUGGACUCGCUCCGCCUCUACGACCCCCGCCAGUGCGAGCGGGGCCCCUUCCUCGAUACCACCAUCGCCGGCGGCGCCCUGCUCACCCGUCUCGAGUUCUCAAACACGGGGAAAACGGUGUUGUUGGUCACCGCCAGCGGCAACCACUUGGUCGUCGACGCGUUCACCGGCGCCGUGUUGACGCGCUUGGCGGCGCCCGGCGCCGACUUCAGCGGCUUCCACUACCCAACGGCGCUGGCGACGUGGCUGCCGUGCGGCAAGUACGUGCUCGCAGCGCUGGCGACGGCGCCCACCGAGCUCCACGUGUUUGACUUAACUCGCCUCCGCACGCUGGACGGCGGCGUCCGCACGGUUAAACCCGACGAUAACUCCGAGGUGACGGCGCCGGUGGCGCUGUUGCCGUCGCCCCACAUCGCCAAAGUCGUCGCUUUCGACCCUAAACUCAUGGUGUUGGCGUCGGCAGAUAACUCGGUAGUGUUGUGGCAGCCUCAAUUCGACUAG
This is a messenger RNA of Diutina rugosa, 1062 nucleotides long. It is a transcript of the gene SWD2, whose product is annotated as WD-repeat containing protein. Bases 1 to 1062 code for a protein of 353 amino acids. The transcript has a single exon. The record is from RefSeq and is a predicted model, not a curated record. Gene Ontology annotation, molecular function: chromatin binding; protein binding. Gene Ontology annotation, cellular component: Set1C/COMPASS complex. NCBI's taxonomy places the organism in Eukaryota, Fungi, Ascomycota, Pichiomycetes, Serinales, Debaryomycetaceae.